This is a messenger RNA of Sus scrofa (pig), 1277 nucleotides long. RefSeq names its product transmembrane and immunoglobulin domain containing 3 (gene TMIGD3). Gene Ontology annotation, biological process: G protein-coupled adenosine receptor signaling pathway. The record is from RefSeq and is marked validated. Gene Ontology annotation, molecular function: G protein-coupled adenosine receptor activity. Gene Ontology annotation, cellular component: plasma membrane; dendrite; synapse. NCBI's taxonomy places the organism in Eukaryota, Metazoa, Chordata, Mammalia, Artiodactyla, Suidae.
GAUGGCAGGGACUCCAGCAGGUUGCUUGGAACAGAAGAGGAUCAGGAGGAAACUGCGUUUGUGAAGGAGGAGACAUUUGCAUCCACACAGUUACCUGGCAUAGCAGAAGGGCUGGUUCCUGUUUUCCUCCAGCGAGUGAGAUAAACACAAAUCUGCAAGCAAUAUACCUGAUACAGGAGGGUCACCACUCAACGAAGAAUAUGGUUGGCUCUGGGCCUUUGCUGGCUGGUGUCAUUCCUGGUGGGCCUGACCCCCAUGUUCGGCUGGAACGUGAAACUGACCUCAGAGUACCACCGGAACCUCACCUUCCUUUCCUGCCAGUUCCGUUCCGUCAUGAGGAUGGACUACAUGGUCUACUUCAGCUUCUUCACUUGGAUUUUCAUUCCCCUGGUUGUCAUGUGCGCCAUCUACCUUGACAUCUUCUAUGUCAUCCGGCACAAACUCAAUCAUAACUUCUCUGGCUCCAAAGAGACAGGUGCAUUUUAUGGACGGGAGUUCAAGACAGCCAAGUCUCUGUUUCUGGUUCUUUUCUUAUUUGCCUUGUCCUGGCUGCCUUUAUCUAUCAUCAACUGUAUCAUCUACUUUAAAGGUGAAGUGCCAGAAGUUGUGCUGUACUUGGGCAUCCUGCUGUCCCAUGCUAACUCCAUGAUGAACCCUAUCGUCUAUGCUUAUAAAAUAAAGAAGUUCAAGGAAACCUACAUUUUGAUUCUCAAGGCCUGUGUGAUUUGCCAGCCCUCUAAUUCCUUGGACCCAAGCACUAAGAAGCCUUCUGAAUAGUUCAUGAAAGAGGACCGUCCAUCCCAUUGACCUUGGGAUUCGACAACAACAAACACUUGAGGGUCUGUCCACCUGGGCCAACGGCUCACAUGUCUUUGCUGCCUUCCACUCAGGUGGGAAGCGUUUGGCUGGCUGCCUCCAAUUGCACCUUCCCUACGAUCUAAUUCAUUUUCUUUCUCGUCCUUCUUUUCGAUGUUCUGGAUAUCUGACUUGAGGACAGUGUUCUACUGCUACGGCUGCCUGUGCCCCUCCCUCCCAAACAGAAGUGAUGGAGUUUGAAGGAUGCCUCCACUGACAUCCUGACCAAAGGCGCCCAAUCAGGCUGGAUACAUACCCGAUGCUGACCCAGUUCUACUCCACCGUGGAACUAGGAGGACAACCCUGCUCUUGGCAGAUGCCUGCAAGAUGGUGGGAAUGCAAGGAAUGAACUGAGUUUAAGGGGGACUUAAAUUGCUGAACUCACUUGUCAGUGUAUUUGAGUAAAUAAAAGAGGAUAACUA